CAGCAUACUGUCAACUUAAGUAUGGCGCCGGUGAAGGUGUUCGGUUCGGCCGGGUUCACGAACGUGGCGCGUGUGCUGGUAUGCCUCGAGGAGGUUGGUGUCGAGUACGAGGUCGUAGACAUCGACUUCCUUGCCAAGGAACAGAAGAAACCUGAGCACCUCGCCAGGAACCCAUUUGGAGAAAUCCCUGCUUUCCAAGAUGGAGACCUCAUGCUCUUCGAGUCCCGUGCUAUUGGAAAGUACAUACUUCGCAAAUACAGGACAGACGAAGUUGACAUGCUCAGAGAAAGCAACCCAGGAGAAGCAGCAAUGGUGGACGUCUGGACUGAGGUCCAGGCAAAUCAGUACAACAAAGCACUCGCACCUAUUGUGUAUGAGUGCAUCAUAUAUCCCACAGCAUACGGUAUACCGACCAACCAAAAGGUCGUGGAUGAGAGCAUGGAGAAGCUGAAGAAGGUGCUCGACGUUUACGAGGCGCGUCUGUCCAAACACAAGUAUCUUGCUGGGAACUUCAUUAGCUUUGCAGACCUUAACCAUUUCGCCUUCACUUGCUGCUUCAUGGGAACUCCAUAUGCAUCACUGUUUGACUCUUUCCCUUGCGUGAAAGCAUGGUGGAAAAACCUCAUGUCGAGACCUUCGACGAGAAAGCUUAGUGCAAACCUGCCUAAAAUGGUUUAGUCACAUCAUCUAUUUUGUACUUACUAGUUUGCUUUGCACGGUAAUUUUGGGUACGUGCUGUAAUAAACAUGUGGCAGAAUUGCAGGUACGCUGCAAUUAGGCCGCAUACUAAUACAAUCUGGAUACGUAAUUAA
Brachypodium distachyon (stiff brome) is the source of this 812-nucleotide messenger RNA. Its product is annotated as probable glutathione S-transferase GSTF1. The coding region runs from base 22 to 678 and encodes 218 amino acids. The record is from RefSeq and is a predicted model, not a curated record. NCBI's taxonomy places the organism in Eukaryota, Viridiplantae, Streptophyta, Magnoliopsida, Poales, Poaceae. Gene Ontology annotation, cellular component: cytoplasm. The transcript has 3 exons. Gene Ontology annotation, molecular function: glutathione binding; glutathione transferase activity.